Messenger RNA from Contarinia nasturtii (swede midge), 3532 nucleotides. Its product is annotated as protein croquemort-like. Gene Ontology annotation, cellular component: membrane; cytoplasm. The coding region runs from base 632 to 2119 and encodes 495 amino acids. The transcript has 6 exons. Gene Ontology annotation, molecular function: scavenger receptor activity. Lineage: Eukaryota; Metazoa; Arthropoda; Insecta; Diptera; Cecidomyiidae. The record is from RefSeq and is a predicted model, not a curated record.
AAUGGAGAAGAAAGCGAAUCGAUUUUUAUUUGCUUUGUCUAUCGAAUGAGAUUGCCGAUCUUAACUGUCAUCUCAUGUGCGUCUUGAAGCAUAAAAACAAUAGAGAAGAAAGUGUCACUCACACAAUACACACUUGCAUUUUCGUUUGAUGCAGUAGUAACAUUUGUGUAUAUAGAACGAAACAGAAACAAAAAAAGAAUGGACAAAGCCGAACUGGAUGUAUGAAUUAUUUCAGUGGGACGAUAGCAUUGGGAUAGGCCAAGUUAUAUUGCUUUGUUUGUGAUUUUUUUUUUCGUUUAGGCUCGCCAUUUGUGUAAUAUUUUGUUUUUUUUUUAGUUCUGUUGUUGUUGCAAAUUGUGUGGCCUCUAUAAUUCCGUUUCACUUUCAUUUAAUUAACAAACAUAGUGCCAGUGCAAAUAUACUGUGAAGUAUAGAAAAAACGAAUUCAUUCGGAAUUUUGCUAAUUUUAUUUAUAAACUUUGUGGAAGUUUUGGCAAAAGAAGAGGAUUGUUAGCGUUUUUCAAAGAAAUUCGUGUUAUAUUCAUGUGAAUUAAAUGGUGCAUGGUGUUUACAUUUGCCUUAUCAUUGUUUAGAAAAACCCAAAAGAGAAGAGCAGGAACUCACUAUCAUAAUGUGUUUACGAUGUCAUCCGCAAUCCAGGAAAUAUUGGGUCUUCGGAUGUGGAACAUUUUUUGUACUGUUGGCAUUAAUUGUCGGUUUGCUUUGGCCAGCUAUUGCCAAUUUAAUUUUGCACAAACAACUGGAGUUGAAGAAAGGUUCAGUAAAUUAUAAAAACUGGAUUGAGACACCGAUUCCGAUGUACAUAAAAUUCACGAUGUUCAAUUGGACCAAUCCGGAUGACAUACGCACACCAAACUAUAAACCGAAUUUCGUUGAAAUGGGCCCAUAUGUGUUUUCGGAAAAACAUAAGCGUGUUAAUGUUACGUUUCAUCCGGAAAACGACACCGUAUCAUUCGAUCAAAUUCGUACAUGGCACUACAUACAGAACAUGUCGAAUGGUUCGCUAGAUGAUGAAGUUACAAAUGUGAAUGUUAUUGCGGCGUCAGCUGCAUUUUCACUCCGACAUUCGAAUGCGAUAAUAAAAAUGGGCGCAAAUGCAAUAAUGGACGUGAUGAAAGUGAAAUUAACGGUUACGAAAACUGUUAGAGAACUAUUGUUCGACGGAUAUUCCGAUCCGUUUUUAACAUUCGUCAAAAAGCUACCAGUGGGCAAUGCGCCGCCAUUUUCGAAAUUUGGAUGGUUUGUUGAUCGCAAUGGAUCGUGGUCGUAUGAUGGCCACUUUGAAAUGCGUUCGGGACAAGCGGACAUUAAGCAAAUGGGAUCGCUAACCGAAUGGAAUUAUGUGAAUAAGACAAAGUAUUAUCAUGGCGAUUGCAGUAAAUUAAAGGGAACAUCUGGCGAGCUUUGGCCAAUGGACAUGAAUCCAACUGGUGAUAUAUCAUUGUUUGUCACCGAUUUGUGUCGACCUUUGACACUGUCAUAUCAACAGCAGCACACACGAUUCGGUGUGACAGGAAGUCGAUGGGUGGGCGAUUCACGUGUAUUCGAUAAUGGACGAAAUUAUCUACCAAACAAUUGCUAUUGUACUGGAGCAACAGAAUCAUGUCCGGAUUUGUUGAGUGGUGUUCAUAAUAUGUCCGAUUGUCGUUUUGGUGCACCCGUGUUUGCAUCGUUUCCGCAUUUUUAUCUCGCUGAUAAAAAAUAUGUGAAUAGCGUCACUGGCCUAAGUCCAAAUCAAAGCAAACAUGAAUUUUCUUUGUCACUUGAACCAUAUACAGGAAUACCGUUGGACGUUGAUGCCAAAAUUCAAAUCAACGCUCUCAUUCAACCGAUUAGUCAUUUCAAAUUAUACGAGAAUAUUCCAAAGUUAAUGAUUCCCACAUUCUGGUUUUCUCAAACCGUGGAACUUGAUGAGAAAAUAGCAAAGAGCGCAAAGAUUGCACUUCAGCUGCCAUCGAUUGGACUAUAUCUUGCCGCUGGUGUUUCUGGCCUCGGUAUUAUAUUGUUGCUAGUAGGUGCUAUACUAACAAUCACAAAGUCAUGGAGUGCCUAUCAAAAUCUGGAAGAUGAACCAAACAGCGAUAGCACCACCAGUUAAAAAAAAAGAAAAUGCCACACAAAUUUACAUCGAAACUAGUCAAUAGACCGAAUUCUUUGCCAAAAAAAAAGAAAGUUUCAAAGUGGUAGACGCCAUAUGCAACGACAUGAACCGACUUUAUUUUUAAAUAAAUUUUAAAUAUCUUAAGGUAGAUUCAGUUGUGUAAUUCAAUUUUAAUAAUUGUGAUAUAUUUUCUCUUUUUUUCCAAAAUUCCAAAAUGUUUAAACGAAUGCAAUUUCAAGUGCCAAUGCUAUAAAGAUAUGUUGCAUAGGACGAGCCUAAAAGUGUCUUUUACGUGUAUUUAUCAGUGAAGUGAACUAAAACCAAACCAUUUCAUUGGUUUUACUUACCGAACGAACCGGAGCAAUCGGAACGUUCCGACAAUGGGUUACACUGUGCAGUAUACACACGACCGUGCAAUGGCUGUACGUGUAUUAGUGUGCAUUGCUAUUCACGUACACAUACGUCGCCAUACAAACCAUUCUCGGAACGUUCCGCUCGCUCCGUUUCGUUCACACAAAACGAAACCAAUUCCGAGAUACCGCUCCGAAAUCGGUUUGUAUGAGAAAUGUCAAACCGGUUCACUUCACUGGUAUUUAUAUACAAACGUCGUUUUCUGAACUUUAGAAGAAUCCCCCUACACUAAUGUAAGAGGAACUAGAAGAAUAGGAAUUGGAUAAAUUUCCACUAUUGUAUAUUAAAUAAGACAUGAACCACCACAAAUUUUUGUUAGUUCAAAGACUAUAGGCUACAUACAGCGCCAUUCAAUAUAUGACAACUAUAAUCGUCCUAUGAUAUGUUGGCUUGAGUGCUUAUGGUUUACACGGAAGUAAAGAACGACAUCAAGAAUGGAUGGGUUUUUAUAACCACAGAAAAUUCUUCCAUUAUCCAUUAAUGAAUAACCAGACCGGAGCAUUGGCAUAUGAAUGAAAGCUGCUCAGCAUUAAAUUGAAUUGUAAUUAAGUAAAUUGUUUGACCGUGUAGGCUCCUUGGACGAAAAUGUCGAUCAUAUCAGUGAGAAAUGCGCAGUUUCAGAAACUGAUAGUCAAUUUUUUUUUAAAGAAGCAUUACCAGCACGGUAUUUAUGCAGAAUACCAAAUACAAAUGAAUAGUCAAUAUUAAAUCGAUACCAAAUAUGAAAUUUAGGGUGAGACACCUAUGAGUCCAACGUAAAUUUGGUGAAUCUCGUGAUUUCUUUGAAUCCAAAAAUAGUUCUUCGAUUUCAACGUAUUUUGAGAAUUUGACAUUAUAGCGCUAUGUCGCUAUUAUAUAUAUGAUUUUUCUACAUUUUAUGUCAGUGUGUACAUUACAUAUAGAACAGUAAUGUGCGAGCUACAUUUUACAGGGGGGGGUGAUUUUUCAAAAACUAAAAAUUCUCUCAUCUGAACAACAAAUUUCGUUUUUUUUUUUUUU